Molecule: messenger RNA, 478 nt
Organism: Pterocles gutturalis (yellow-throated sandgrouse)
Lineage: Eukaryota; Metazoa; Chordata; Aves; Pterocliformes; Pteroclidae
Gene: MRPS28
Product: mitochondrial ribosomal protein S28
Exons: 2
Coding region: 41-343 (100 amino acids)
Cellular component (GO): mitochondrial small ribosomal subunit
Source: RefSeq, a predicted model, not a curated record
CCUGUAGGUUCCUUCAGAGAAAUCAGAAUCCUUUGCAUCCAUGUUGAGACGCUCUCCUUUAAUUCAGAUGGGACCUGCCAAAGAUAAAAUUGUUGUUGGUCGAAUAUUCCAUGUUGUAGAAGAUGAUCUUUAUAUAGAUUUUGGUGGCAAGUUUCACUGUGUGUGCAAAAGACCAGAAGUAGAUGGAAAAAAAUACCAGAGAGGAACCCAAGUACGCCUGAGACUGCUGGAUCUUGAACUCACGUCUAGGUUCUUGGGUGCAACAACUGAUACAACUUUGCUAGAAGCUGAUGCAGUGCUUUUAGGGCUCGAGGAAAGCAAGCAAAAAAAGCAAAAGGAGUAAAUUUCAUGUAAAUAAAUGCACUUUGUGCUCUGAAGUGAAAUAUACAGAUGAAAUGUUUCCUCACGAAAUAAAGUUUUUCUCUGCUUGGUUAUGUAAAUAAUGAGAUCAAUAAAAGACAAUAAGCACAUUGUACCU